AUGAGCGGGAAGAGCAUAAUCUCACUUGAAGAAGGCUGGGAUCAGGAGAUAAAACCUAAGGCUAUUGACGUGCUGCUGGAUAUCUUGGACAAGGGUUUUGAUCAGGUGAAAGUCUCACCUUUCCCUCCUAAUGCUUUUAUGCCAAUCUACACAACGUGUUACAACAUGUGCACGCAGCGCUCGCCAUUCAACUUUUCUGAGCAGCUUUAUGACCGCCACGGCCAGACUUUUGAUACGUAUUUGGAGCAUAAGGUGCUGCCCAGUCUAGAGCAGGCACACGACGAAUUUUUUCUACAGGAGCUUGUUAAGCGUUGGACAAAUCACAAGCUCAUGAUGAAGUGGAUGUCUCGCUUCUUUAUGUACCUGGAUCGCUACUAUGUCAAGCAUCACUCGCUUCCGACGCUUGAUGACGCUGGUCUACAAAGUUUUGAUCGUGUGGUAUUUCAAAAGGUAAAAGUGCGCGUUAAGGACGCCAUAAUUGAACUUAUUGAGAAGGAGCGGAACGGUGAAAUUAUUGAUACAACACUGAUGAAAAACUGCGUCGAGGUUUUUGAGGUAAUGGGUAUGAAGUCUCUGGACGUCUACCAGUGUUGUCUAGAGGUGGACCUUGUAACAUCCAGCGCAAUUUAUUACGAGCGCAAAUCGAAGGGAUGGCUCAGUGAAGACUCAACUCCCGUGUAUCUUCUUAAAGUUGAGGAGGCUUUACAAAGCGAACGAAGCCGUGUCCACACGUAUCUGCACAAAUCUACUGAGCCCAAGCUUGUAAAAAAAUUAGAAUGCGUGUUGCUGGAGGCUGCCCAAAAACAGCUUAUUGACCGAGAAAAUUCUGGUGUCAUUGCAUUGUUGAAAAAUGAUAAAUUGGAAGACCUGGCCCGUAUGUACCGUUUGUUUGCUCGUCUGAAAAAUGGAUUGGAGCCAAUAGCAGACCUUGUCCAACAACACAUAACCGCUGUAGGAAAUGACAUUGUUGCCAAGCGUGCGAAUGCUGUUGCAUCGGGCAAUGUGCGUGACCCCAGUUCAGAUCCUACAUUUAUCAAGGAAAUUCUUGCUAUUCACGAUAAGUUUCGCAGCAUUGUAACUGAUCAAUUCUCGGGCAACUCGCUGUUUCAAAAGGCAUUAAAAGAGGCUUUUGUUGAGUUUGUAAACAAGGAUGUAGGUCCAGAUAGCUCUGCAAAGCUCAUGAGUACAUUUUGUGAUCGAAUUCUAAAGACUGGUGGUGAAAAACUUAGUGACGAGCAAGUGGAAGACUAUCUAGAAAAAGUAGUAUUUGUGUUUUCGUACCUUACGGAUAAGGAUUUAUUUGCAGAGAUAUAUCGAAAUCAACUAGCCAAGCGUUUGCUGAAUCAACGGUCUGCUUCUGCAGAUGCCGAGGUGCUUAUGAUAGGCAAGUUAAAGCUGCGAUGUGGGGCGCAGUUUACCGGUAAGAUGGAAGGCAUGAUGAACGACCUUGCCAUUGGAAGUGACCACCACCAGGGUUUUGAAGGUUUUCUUGAGAAGCAACGUGAGACCGAAUCGAAUGAGGCUGCCUUGAAUAUUGAAUUUAGCGUUCAGGUACUGACAACGGGUUAUUGGCCGUCGUAUCGUAUUCUCGAAGUAACAAUGCCGCCGCUUAUGGUUCGAUGUAGCGCGACCAUCCGUGCCAACUUUCCUAAGAAAAAAUGGUACGAUUUACAGGUAACGACGCUACAGGCUGUGGCGCUGCUGCUAUUUAAUGAUAUCGAUGGAGCUCUCUCAUUUGAAACGAUCCGCGAAUCGCUCAAUCUAAGUGUCGACGUUGUAAAGCGAAUCAUGCACUCACUGUCAUGCGGCAAGUAUAAAUUACUUAACAAGACACCUGCUGGCAAGACAAUCUCAACUACUGAUGAAUUUGCGGUAAACAAGGCUUUCGCGUCGCCAAUGCGUAAGCUGCGUAUUCCCAUGGCCUCUCUUGAAGAAAGUCAUAGCCAAAAGAACGUCGAAGAGGACCGAAGUAUCGCUAUAGAAGCUGCAAUUGUGCGUAUUAUGAAAGCACGCAAAACGUUGCAACACCAGCAACUUAUUUCGGAAGUUCUCAGCCAACUUGCCUUUUUUAAGCCAAAUUUAAAGGUUAUCAAGCGUCGUAUUGAGGCUCUAAUCGACCGCGAAUACCUCGAGCGCAACCCUGAUCAAGCAAACACGUAUCGUUACCUUGCUUAA
Molecule: messenger RNA, 2175 nt
Organism: Plasmopara halstedii
Lineage: Eukaryota; Oomycota; Peronosporomycetes; Peronosporales; Peronosporaceae
Product: cullin protein 1
Exons: 2
Coding region: 1-2175 (724 amino acids)
Biological process (GO): protein ubiquitination; ubiquitin-dependent protein catabolic process
Cellular component (GO): cullin-RING ubiquitin ligase complex
Molecular function (GO): ubiquitin protein ligase binding
Source: RefSeq, a predicted model, not a curated record